CCCGCGGCCAUGGCCACGCCGGCAGGGAUCCAUCCGUCAGCCCGGAGCGGGACCCGAUGCGGUCGCGGUGGGGCCAAGAGCGUCGGGACUCUGCUGCUGACGGCGUGGCUAUGGGGCGCAUCCAAUGAGAGCCCGGCGGGGUCCCUUCGCUUGGAGGGAGGUCCCAGCCGCUGCGCUGGGCGCGUGGAGGUGCUGCACAACGGCACCUGGGGCACGGUGUGCGACGACGGAUGGGGCUUCGGCGAGGGCCAGGUCGUGUGCCGGGAGCUGGGCUGCGGGACGGUGCUGUCGGUGGCGCCGGGAUCUCGCUAUGGGGAAGGGAAGGGGCCGAUCUGGUUGGAUGAAGUCAACUGCACCGGGGAGGAAAAGGCGCUGAGGGAAUGCCAAGCGAAGCCGUGGGGCGAACACAACUGCAACCACAUUGAGGACGCCAGCGUUGAGUGCUCAGAUUCCAUCGUGGCCACCUUGGGCACCCUCCAGUUGGUCAACGGCCUCGACCGCUGCGCCGGGAGGGUGGAGGUGCUGCACGAGCACAUGUGGGGCACGGUGUGCGACGACGGAUGGGAUCUGCUGGAUGCGGCCGUGGUGUGCCGGCAGCUCGGCUGCGGCACGGCGCUGGCGGCCACCCAUGGGGCUCACUUUGGAAGGGGCCACGAUCCCAUCUGGUUGGAUGAGGUCAACUGCACCGGUACCGAGGCCGCGCUCGUCGACUGCCAGGCCAGCAUGUGGGGCAACAACAACUGCUUCCAUGGGGAGGAUGCUGGUGUGGUGUGUUCAGAUUCGGCGCUGUCGGCAGCCACGGCGCCGCGCUUGGCCGACGGCUUGACGCGGUGCGACGGCAGAGUGGAGGUGCCCCACCUCGGCUCCUGGGCCACCCUGUGUGACCAAGACUGGGGUCUGGCGGAGACCCGGGUGCUGUGCAGGCAGCUGGGCUGCGGGACGGCGCUGGUGGCCCCCGCCAGGUCCCGUUCCGGCCACGGAGCUGGCCCCACGUGGCCCAACCGCGUGAGCUGCGUGGGCACCGAGAGCACCCUCUCCAUGUGCAAGGUGCAGGCCUGGGGCAAUGGCUCUUGUCCCCAUGGCCAUGAAGCUGUUGUGGCGUGUUCAGGCAACUCGGAGGGUGACCAGGUCCGCUUGGUGAACUACGGCAGCCGCUGCGCCGGCAGGGUCGAGAUCUACCACAACCAGCAAUGGGGCACCGUGUGCGACGACAACUGGGACCUGGUGGACGCCGACGUCGUGUGCCGGCAGCUGGACUGCGGCCGAGCGCUCUCGGCCCCUGGCAGAGGCCAAUUUGGCCGCGGGGACGGCAUCAUCUGGAUGGAUGAGACCAAUUGCACCGGCACCGAGAGCGCCUUGUCCUCCUGCCCGGCCCGGCCAUGGGGGACCGGUAACUGCUACCAUGGCGAAGAUGCUGGUGUGGUUUGCUCCGAUUCCCUCAUCCCGGAGCCGGCUCCCAUCCGCCUGGCCAACGCCUCGCGUCCCUGCGCCGGCAGAGUGGAGGUGCUCCAUGGGGAGCACUGGGGAGCCGUCUGCAAGCAGGGCUGGGACCAACGGGACGCCGAGGUGGCGUGCCGGGAGCUGGGGUGCGGGACGGCGCUGCCGGCCUCCGAGGGAGCGGAUUUCGGCACCGGGGCCUUGCCGGUGAGCCUGGAGAACGUGAGGUGCCAGGGCACGGAGCAGAGCCUCAGGGAAUGCCCGGCGGGACGCGGGAGCUGCGAGCACGGGGAGCGCGCCGGCGUGGUGUGCUCCGGCUCCAUCGUAUCCAGCUUCGCUCCGGUCCGGUUGGUGAACGGCUCCGGCCACUGCUCGGGCAGGGUCGAGGUGUUCCACGCUGGGCAAUGGGGCACGGUGUGCGACGACGGCUGGGACCUCCUGGACGCCAAGGUCCUGUGCCGGCAGCUGGGUUGCGGCACCGCGGUGCUGGCCCCACACCGCGCUCACUACGGCCAGGGCCAGGGGCCCAUCUGGUUGGACGCCGUGCGCUGCGCCGGCACCGAGGCGGCCCUGGCCGAGUGCAGGUCCAAGGGAUGGGGCACCCAUGGGUGCGAGCAUGGGGAGGAUGCCGGCGUCAUCUGCUCGGGCUCGGGCAUCUCGGACCUCGGAAGCCUCCGCUUGGUGAACGGCUCCGACGCGUGCUCCGGAAGGGUGGAAGUGUUCCACGAGCAGCGUUGGGGUGGGAUCUGCUCCGAGGGCUGGGACCUGGCCGAAGCCCACGUGGUGUGCGGGCAGCUGGGCUGCGGGACGGCGCGCGCGGCACCGGCGUCGCCCCGGUUCGGGAUGGGAGACGGCUUCCUCUGGGUGGACGCUGCCGAAUGCGCCGGCACCGAGGGAGCCCUCUUGGAAUGCCGCCUGAAGCUGUGGGGUGAGGAGAGCUGCAGGUCCAAGGCCCACGCCGCCGUCGUGUGCUCCGCAGCUGUAGACAUCGACCCAAGGAGCUCGGGAGCCCUGCGCUUGGUGAACGGUCCCCACCGCUGCGCCGGGAGGGUGGAAGUGUUCCAUAGCCAUCAAUGGGGCACCGUCUGCGACGACGGAUGGGACCUGCUGGAUGCGGCCGUGGUGUGCAGGCAGCUGGGUUGUGGGGCAGCCCUGUCGGCCCCGGGGCUCUCCGGCUUCGGGCAAGGAUCCGGCCCCAUUUGGUUGGAUGGGGUGAGCUGCCUUGGGACCGAAGGCACCAUCGCCGAAUGCCCGGGCAAGCCAUGGGGACAACACGCGUGUAACCACGUGGAAGAUGCCAGCGUCGUGUGUGCAGGCUCCGGCAUCGCCAGCAGCCCCCGGCUCCGCCUGGUGGGAGGUUUGAGUGAGUGCUCGGGCAGGGUCGAGGUGUUUUACGCCAACAAAUGGGGCACGAUCUGCGAUGACAACUGGGACGUGCAGGAUGCGGCCGUCGUGUGCAGGGCGCUGGGCUGCGGCGCUGCGGCGCUGGCCCCCGGCUCCGCUCGCUUCGGAUGGGGAACCGGCCCCAUCUGGUUGGACAACGUGAACUGCACCGGGCAGGAGACCGACUUCUUCCAGUGCUCGGCCAAGAUGUGGGGCAUCCACAACUGCCACCAUGGGGAGGACGCUGGUGUGGUGUGCGCAGGGAACUCCAGCUCGGCCGCCCUGCGCCUCAUGGACGGCCCCCACGGCUGCGCCGGGAGGGUCGAGGUGCUCCACGAAGGCCGAUGGGGGACGGUGUGCGACGACGGCUGGGACCUGACGGACGCGGCGGUCGUUUGCCACCAGCUGGGCUGCGGCGGGGCCGAAGCGGCCCCGCUCCAGGCCCGCUUCAAGCAAGGCACCGGGCCCAUCUGGUUGGACGACGUGGCCUGCGCCGGCAGCGAGGAGGAGCUCGCCCAGUGCCACGCCAGGCCCUGGGGGCAGAACAACUGCCACCAUGGCGAGGACGCUGGGGUGGUGUGUUCAGGCUCCAGCUCCCCCAACGCCUCCUCCGUACGGCUGACGGACGGCCCCCACCGCUGCGCCGGGCGGGUCGAGGUGCUCCACGCGGGCCAAUGGGGGACCGUGUGCGACGACGCCUGGGACCUGAGCGACGCCGACGUCGUUUGCCGGCAGCUGGGAUGCGGAAGGGCCCGGGAAGCCCCCGGCCGCGCUCGCUUCGGCCAAGGCACCGGGCGCAUCUGGUUGGACGACGUGGGCUGCACCGGCGACGAGGACGCGCUCGCCCAGUGCCAAAGCCACCCCUGGGGACGCAGUAACUGCCACCACGGCGAGGAUGCGGGCGUCGUGUGCUCAGACGCCAACCUCACGGCCAUGGCGCGGAUCCGCUUGGCCGACGGCCCCAACCGCUGCGCCGGGCGGGUGGAGGUGGAGCACGAGCAUCAAUGGGGCACGAUCUGCGACGACGGCUGGGACCUGAAUGAUGCCAAAGUGAUCUGCAGGCAGCUGGGCUGCGGCGCGGCCGUGGCGGCACCGGGACACGCUCGCUUCGGUGCCGGGGGGGAUCCCAUCUGGUUGGAUAACGUGGAGUGCGCCGGCACGGAGAGCGCCUUCAGCCAAUGCGACCAUGGGAUCUGGGGGCUCCAUAACUGCAACCACAAUGAGGAUGCCGGAGUCGUGUGCUCAGGCCCCAACCCCUUGCAGCUGCGGGUGCAGGACGGCGCCGGGCCCUGCGCGGGGCGGCUGGAGGUGCUCUACAACGGGACCUGGCUCGGGGUGUGUGGCACCGGCUGGAGCCUGCUGGAGGCCGCCGUGGCCUGCAGGCAGCUGGGCUGCGGGGCGGCGCAGGCAGCACCCAUGGGUGCCCCUCUGGACCGGGAGCACCACCGGGUGCUGCUGGAGGGGCUGAGCUGCCACGGCACCGAGUCGCUGCUCCUCGAGUGCCAACAGAGCCACACGGGGCCGGGCCUGUGCCCAAUGGGCUCGGUGGCCACCGUGGUGUGCACAGAGCCCAAGGGCGCUCCCUCAUCCUGCUCGGCGCUGAUCGCGCUGCUGGUGCUGGUGAUGCUGCUCAGCGGGGUCCUGCUCUGGCUCUUCCUCAAGAGAAGAUGCAUUGCAGCAGCCCAGGCUGGAGCCCACCAGCGCCUUCGGGACCAGGAUGCUCCAUCCACCUCCUUCCAAGCCAUGGGGGCCAUCUACCUGCCCAGCACAGCAGAGGGCCCUGAGGAGGACACGGAAAUGAUGCAGCUCAUGGAGGAAGAUGCUGCCCAAUGAUGCUCAAUACCCUAAGGG
Molecule: messenger RNA, 4671 nt
Organism: Pezoporus flaviventris
Lineage: Eukaryota; Metazoa; Chordata; Aves; Psittaciformes; Psittacidae
Product: deleted in malignant brain tumors 1 protein-like
Exons: 16
Coding region: 10-4653 (1547 amino acids)
Cellular component (GO): membrane
Source: RefSeq, a predicted model, not a curated record